This is a messenger RNA of Maudiozyma saulgeensis, 1566 nucleotides long. The record is from the annotation of a GenBank genome assembly. Lineage: Eukaryota; Fungi; Ascomycota; Saccharomycetes; Saccharomycetales; Saccharomycetaceae.
AUGGAUCAACACAAUCACAUUCACUACCAGAAUCAGGAUCAACUGAUGCAGCAACAACAACAGCAACAGAUGGGGGCUACCGUUCUAUGUUGUAACUGUGGUACACCAAUAGAUGGUUCUGCUGGUUUGGUUAUGUGUUACGACUGUAUCAAGUUGACAGUUGAUAUCACAGAAGGUAUACCAAGAGAAGCUAAUAUUUCCUUCUGUAGAAACUGUGAAAGAUUUUUACAACCACCUACAUCAUGGAUCAAGGCUGAACUUGAAUCUAGAGAGCUUUUGGCUAUUUGUCUUCGUCGUCUAAAGGGUUUAAGUAAAGUCAGAUUAGUGGAUGCAUCGUUUAUUUGGACCGAACCCCAUUCCAGACGUAUUAGAGUUAAGCUUACCGUUCAAGGUGAAGCCAUGGCUAACACAAUCAUUCAACAAACAUUUGAAGUCGAGUACGUUGUCAUUGCUAUGCAAUGUCCAGACUGUGCUAGAUCUUACACAACAAAUACCUGGAGAGCUACAGUUCAAAUCAGACAAAAGGUUCCACAUAAGAGAACUUUCUUGUACUUAGAACAAUUGAUUUUAAAGCACAAUGCACACGUUGAUACCAUCUCCAUCACUGAAUCUAGAGACGGUUUGGAUUUCUUCUAUGCUCAAAAGAACCAUGCUGCAAAGAUGAUUGAUUUCUUAGAGGCAGUUGUUCCAAUUAAAUAUAAGAAAUCUGAAGAAUUAAUAUCUCAAGAUACUCAUACUGGUUCAUCUACUUAUAAGUUCUCUUACUCUGUGGAAAUUGCUCCAAUCUGUAGGGACGAUUUGGUUGUUUUACCAAAGAAAUUGGCUUCUCAUUUAGGUAAUAUCUCCAGAUUAGUCCUUUGUAGCAAAAUUUCCAAUAGUAUUCAGUUUUUGGAUCCAUGUACUUUACAAACAGCAGACAUUUCAAGUAGUGUCUACUGGAGAGAUGCAUUCCCAUCCUUAGCUGAGAUUUCUCAAUUAGUGGAAUUUGUUGUAUUAGACGUUGAAUCUACAGGUUUUAGUCGAGGUAAUAAAGUUCUUGCAGAUGUUACAGUUGCAAGAUCAACAGAUUUAGGUGUUAACGAUCAAGUAUACUACAUCAAAUCUCACAUGGGUGCUGUGCUACAUGCUGGUGAUGCAGUCAUGGGUUACUUUAUUGGUAACUCCAAUUAUAACUCUCCAAUGUUUGAUAGUUUACAAAGUGAUUACGUACCUGAUGUUAUCUUAGUUAAGAAACACUACCAGAGAAGAACCAAGAAAAACAGAAACUGGAAACUUAAGAGAAUGGCUAGAGAACAUAAGGAUAUUGAAGCAUCUCAAGACUAUGGUGGAAGAGCUCAAAAACAAGAAGUGGAACGUGCUGAGAAGGAUUACGAGUUAUUCUUACAAGAGUUAGAAGAAGAUGAAGAAUUGAGACAAAACAUUAACAUGUACAAGAGUCAAAAGCAACCAGCAGAACAAGUUCAAGCAGGACAAGAAGAAGAAGAUAAUUCCCCAGAAAUUAAUAUUGAUGAGUUAUUAGACGAGUUAGACGAUAUGACUUUGGAAGAUACGCCGAUGGAAGAGUAA